This is a messenger RNA of Ilex paraguariensis (yerba mate), 2165 nucleotides long. NCBI's taxonomy places the organism in Eukaryota, Viridiplantae, Streptophyta, Magnoliopsida, Aquifoliales, Aquifoliaceae. The record is from the annotation of a GenBank genome assembly.
AAAAAAAAAAAAGGCAGAUAGAAUGGCAACAUCCCUGAGCACACCGAAGCUAAGCACCACCUUCACCUUCACCUUCGCUUCCCCAACGCUCCAAACCCUCUGCAAAAGAUUCCCUGUCUUUGUCUCUCCUCACUCUUCUGGCCCUCUGUCAGACACCAAAGCCCUAGACUCUCUCUCACAUCGCCGCCAAUCUUUCUCUCGCUACCGUCGAUUCAGCACUCGAGCUGAGUCCACUAAUGGAGCGGAGCCACCGAGCCACUACGAUUUCGACCUCUUCACCAUCGGCGCCGGCAGCGGUGGAGUUAGGGCUUCGCGUUUCGCUGCCAAUUUCGGCGCUUCCGUUGCCGUUUGCGAACUUCCUUUCGCCACUAUAUCUUCCGACAACACUGGAGGUGUUGGUGGGACGUGUGUACUUCGCGGAUGUGUACCUAAGAAACUACUUGUGUUUGCCUCCAAAUAUUCUCAUGAAUUUGAGGAGAGCAACGGUUUUGGAUGGACUUAUGAAACUGAACCCAAGCAUGAUUGGAGCACCCUGAUGUCUAAUAAGAAUGCUGAGUUGCAACGGCUUACUGGUAUCUACAAGAACAUUCUGAAAAAUGCUGGUGUCACACUAAUUGAAGGGCGUGGAAAGAUUGUCGAUCCACACACAGUGGAUGUUGAUGGAAAACUCUACUCAACAAAGAACAUCCUAAUUUCUGUAGGGGGCCGCCCCUUCAUUCCCAAAAUUCCUGGAAGUGAAUAUGCUAUCGAUUCAGAUGCUGCCCUUGAUUUGCCAUCAAAACCUAAAAAAAUUGCUAUAAUUGGGGGCGGGUACAUUGCAGUUGAGUUUGCAGGCAUCUUCAAUGGUUUGACCAGUGAGGUCCAUGUAUUCAUACGACAAAAGCAGGUUUUAAGAGGCUUUGAUGAGGAGAUUAGGGAUUUUGUUGGAGAACAGAUGGCUUUACGAGGAAUCGAGUUCCAUACAGAGGAGUCACCUCAAGCUAUUGUCAAAUCAGCAGACGGUUUGCUGGCCUUGAAGACUAACAAAGGAACAGUUGAAGGUUUCUCACAUAUCAUGUUUGCGACAGGACGCAGGCCUAACACAAAGAAUCUAGGAUUGGAGGCAGCCGGGGUAAAAAUGAAAGAGAAUGGAGCAAUAGAGGUUGAUGAAUAUUCCCGUACAUCAGCUCCAUCAAUUUGGGCGGUUGGAGAUGUGACCGAUAGAGUGAACUUAACACCAGUUGCUUUGAUGGAGGGAGUGGCAUUGGCAAAAACUCUGUUUGCAAAUGAACCAACGAAACCAGACUAUAGGGCCAUACCAUCUGCCGUGUUUUCCCAGCCACCUAUUGGACAAGUUGGUCUUACUGAAGAACAGGCUAUCAAAGAAUAUGGUGAUGUUGAUAUUUACACAGCCAACUUCAGGCCCUUAAAGGCUGCUCUGUCUGGCCUCCCUGACCUGAUUUUUAUGAAACUACUAGUAUGUGCAAAGUCAAACAAAGUUCUGGGGUUGCACAUGUGCGGAGAGGAUUCAGCAGAAAUUGUGCAGGGAUUUGCAGUUGCUGUGAAAGCUGGCUUGACAAAGGCAGACUUCGAUGUCACUGUGGGUAUCCACCCUACAUCAGCAGAGGAGCUCGUCACAAUGAGGACUCCUACCCGGAAGGUUAGGAGCAGUCCAUCUGAGGGGAAGUCAUAUUCUGAAGUUAAAUCUGCUGCAGGAGUUUAAAAUGAGUUAUGUCAGAACAACCUGCCAUUUUAGGCUCACCAGGUGGAGAAUUGGAAGUCAAUUCCUGUGAAUCAAAUACUUUAUGGAAACUCAUUUUCAGAGACAACAGCAAUGGAGCAUUCUCAAGCAAGCGCAGGAAAGGUUUCAAGUUGGGACCAGUGACGAGAUUUUGUAAAGAGAAGAAGUCUUGAGAAUUAUUUGUUCUGAAAUCUUCAGUAAUUCUGCAGUUACCAAGAUGAGUGAUUGUUGCUUUCAAAACCGUCAUAUAGUACGUUAUUAUUAUUAUUAUUUUUUUGAUGAACAUACUUUGUACAGAAGGAUUAGAAACCACACAUUUUAGCCACAGAUACCCAAUAUUUAUUGUGAUAGUUUCUAUAUAAGACUGUCGAAAAGAUGAUUUUACCGUUAAAUCUGUCAUUUUCGAGCGAAAACUGUUUCGGAUCUUCAAGCUAACUACUUUGUC